AUGUUCGGCCGACAACAACGACGAAGCGCAUAUCCCAAGCGAAGCGGCUCAGGCUACUCUUCCUGGCCCGAGAGCGACAGCGAGGACGACAUGAUUAGGCCCUGCGCCGCCUCGUCAGAGAAGCCCGAGGCCCACGUUACCAUGACCGAGUACGCUCCCGCACCCACAGCAACAGCAGCAGCGGAGCAGUCGCCGCAGUCGCGACGACCCUCCCUCGCUGGCCGCCGUUCCUCCUCCGAUGACGCCGAUAUCGAGGAGCUUUGGGAGUGCAUGCUUGAGCUCCAGCAAAAGUACCACUGUUACAACUCCACGCGUAUGGAGAUUGCCGCCGACAGCGAGGAUGCCAUGGAGAUGAGGCCUACCCGAGCCUGCAUGGAUAUGCUCAACGACUCAAUCGAGUCGCUCCCCGAAGAGGGCUGGAAGAAGCUCAGCAAGUACCUCGUGCCGGAGUGCGAGGGGUACCAGAAGCAACAGAAGUGGAAGUUCUGGAAGCAUGCCUGA
This is a messenger RNA of Colletotrichum truncatum, 501 nucleotides long. RefSeq lists its product as uncharacterized. NCBI's taxonomy places the organism in Eukaryota, Fungi, Ascomycota, Sordariomycetes, Glomerellales, Glomerellaceae. The record is from RefSeq and is a predicted model, not a curated record.